ACCGCUAGCCCUUCCGGGGCGCCUCCGGACUUCGGGUUCCAGCACCCUGGGCGGAUGCCCAAAGACUCCGCCUUCCCAGGAGCCCCUGCGGCCGGGCGCGAAGAUGGCGGCGGCGACGGCCGGACACCCCUAAAGCAGCUGCUAUGGAGCCUCCCCCGGCACCGGGGCCGGAGCGGCUCUUUGAUUCGCACCGGCUCCCAGGUGACGGCUUCCUGCUCCUCGCGCUGCUGCUUUACGCGCCCGUCGGGUUCUGCCUCCUCGUCCUGCGCCUCUUUCUCGGGAUCCACGUCUUCCUGGUCAGCUGCGCGCUGCCAGACAGCGUCCUUCGCAGGUUCGUGGUGCGGACCAUGUGUGCAGUUCUGGGACUCGUGGCCCGCCAGGAGGACUCUGGACUCCGGGAUCACCGCGUCAGGGUCCUCAUUUCCAAUCACGUGACACCUUUCGACCACAACAUCGUCAACCUGCUCACCACCUGUAGCACCGUGAGUGGGGGCCAAAGCCCCGCAGGGCAGUUCCUGGGGACCCAGCUCAAGGCUCGCCUAUCCCCGUCGGGUUUCCCUUGGGCGAUACAGAACCUUUCCCCUAAUCCCGCUCCUUUACCCUCACAUCAGUUUCCCUCAUUUCCCUCCAUGGGUUUCUUCUUGCUUUGUCUCCUCCGCGGUCCCCAGCCUCUACUCAACAGUCCCCCCAGCUUUGUGUGCUGGUCUCGGGGCUUCAUGGAGAUGGACGGGCAGGGGGAGCUGGUGGAGUCCCUCAAGAGAUUCUGUGCUUCCACGAGGCUUCCUCCCACCCCUCUGCUGCUGUUCCCCGAGGAAGAGGCCACCAAUGGCCGGGAGGGGCUUCUGCGCUUCAGCUCCUGGCCAUUUUCCAUCCAGGAUGUGGUACAACCUCUUACCCUGCAAGUUCAGAGACCCCUGGUCUCUGUGACGGUGUCAGAUGCCUCCUGGGUCUCAGAACUGCUGUGGUCACUUUUCGUCCCUUUCACGGUGUAUCAAGUAAGGUGGCUUCAUCCUGUUCAUCGCCACCUGGGAGAAGGAAGUGAGGAGUUUGCACUCCGUGUGCAACAGCUGGUGGCCAAGGAAUUAGGCCAGAUAGGGACACGGCUUACCCCAGCAGACAAAGCAGAACACAUGAAGCGACAAAGACACCCCAGACUGCGCCCUCAGUCAGCCCAGUCUUUCUCUCCUUCGCCUGGCCCUUCUGCUGAUGUGCAACUGGCAACUCUGGCUCAGAGAGUCAAGGAAGUUUUACCCCAUGUGCCACUGGGCGUCAUCCAGAGAGACCUGGCCAGAACUGGCUGUGUAGACCUGACCAUUACUAAUCUGCUUGAGGGGGCUGUGGCUUUCAUGCCUGAAGACAUCACCGAGGGAACCCAGUCCCUUUCAACAGCUCCUACCCCCAAGUUCCCCAGCUCUGGCUCGGCGACACCUCAGCCCACAACCCUAACAUUUGCCAAGUCUUCCUGGGCCCGGCAGGAGAGCCUGCAGGAACGCAAGCAGGCACUAUAUGAAUAUGCAAGAAGGAGAUUCAAAGAGAGACAGGCCCAGGAGGCUGACUGAGCUCAAAGGAACAGAAUGGCACCCAGAGCCGCAGGACGGAGACUGGGGGCAGCCCUCACCCAACUCACAACAGGCUGGAAGGGUGGGUGGUAAAAAGGGAGGGGUGGGGCUCCCCCAAUCUCACAUUAAAUUCAGGGUUUUCACUCAA
Messenger RNA from Oryctolagus cuniculus (rabbit), 1707 nucleotides. It is a transcript of the gene AUP1, whose product is annotated as AUP1 lipid droplet regulating VLDL assembly factor. The record is from RefSeq and is a predicted model, not a curated record. NCBI's taxonomy places the organism in Eukaryota, Metazoa, Chordata, Mammalia, Lagomorpha, Leporidae. Gene Ontology annotation, cellular component: endoplasmic reticulum membrane. Gene Ontology annotation, biological process: ERAD pathway. Gene Ontology annotation, molecular function: ubiquitin binding.